UAUGUGCUUCCUUGCUUGGAAAGGAUUGAUUUCCGCCGCCUUUCUUCGGGGGUGGAUUUCACUCCAUUGGAGCCAACCUUUUUCUUUAUUGGCUCAUCAAACCUCGCAGGAAGUAUCGAACGUGCCAGCCAACGUGUUGGGUGCUGCUUCAUCACUUCCGUACCGCCUCCAUGCCAUUUUCAGUUCUUUCUACCCUUUUCUUCCUUCAAUCGUUUCGACACUAUCACGAUCAUGGAAAUUAACUGUUGAUGUCAGACUGCCAAGAAGGACGGACCAUCUGCACAGCCGAAUGGAGACGACGGAGGGCGAGCGGCGGUUUGUUGGGGCCGGCGUGCGAUUUGUCAUCGGCGUGGACGAGGCGGGUCGCGGCUGCAUGGCAGGGCCGGUGGGUGUUGCUGCUUCCUUGUAUCGCAUCUCUGUCUCCCCCGUGCAGUACACCGUCCGGGACAGUAAGAAAAUGGUGGCGGCCGCGCGAGAAGAAGCGUUGGAUGUCAUGUGCGAAGAGUUAGGGCGGGAGGGCAGCAGCGACUUCUUGGCGCAGGUGAUGGCUGACGGCACGUGCUGCUGGGCGCGCUAUCAACGUACGCAGUCUCUACAAGCUGUUGCGGCGAGGCUUGUGGAUGUGGCGGUGAUCAACGAGCGCAACGUGCUCAACGCAACACUGGAAGGGAUGGCUGCUGUGUGCAACACCAUCGUGCAGACGUACAACCGCACCGCACCACAUCCCAUAACACCCUUGAACUGCGCCAUCCUCAUCGAUGGCAAUCGCACUCCUUGGACUUUCUUGUUAGAGGAGCAGCGCCAAGUGAUCACGAAGAAGGCGGUUCGCAAAGAGGACUUCCGCAAAAGAAUUGGAGUCAUGCACGCCGCACUGGAAGGAUUCCGCUGUACGACGGUGGUUAAAGGGGACGACACGCUGCUGUCCAUUGCAGCUGCCUCCAUCGUAGCAAAGGUUUCACGCGACACGUACGCAGUGCAUGUCAUGCAUCGUCUACACUCACACUACGGCUUUGAUCGGCACAAAGGCUACUGCACCGCGGAGCACACACGAGAGGUGGUUUUGCGCGGCCCCUGCCCUUUUCAUCGUCUUGACUACGCUCCUGUCAAGAGAGCACGCGACGCUUGA
Molecule: messenger RNA, 1126 nt
Organism: Leptomonas pyrrhocoris
Lineage: Eukaryota; Euglenozoa; Kinetoplastea; Trypanosomatida; Trypanosomatidae
Product: putative Ribonuclease hii
Exons: 1
Coding region: 374-1126 (250 amino acids)
Biological process (GO): mismatch repair; DNA replication, removal of RNA primer
Cellular component (GO): ribonuclease H2 complex
Molecular function (GO): RNA binding; RNA-DNA hybrid ribonuclease activity
Source: RefSeq, a predicted model, not a curated record